CAAGUUCGACUGAGACAUUACAUCUUACAUGUAGAACCCGCACACGCUAGAUCGACCGCCUCCCUAAGCGCCUGCUUCCCAUCCCGCACGGGGUCCUGCAUCCAGAUCACAAGUGACAUGGCUGGCCCUUUUUUUUCCUUCUCUUUUUUUUUUCUUCUUUUUCUUUUUUUUUCUUUGAGACAGAUCUGCAAUCAAGCCUCUCACCGGCGGUGA
Molecule: messenger RNA, 213 nt
Organism: Colletotrichum orchidophilum
Lineage: Eukaryota; Fungi; Ascomycota; Sordariomycetes; Glomerellales; Glomerellaceae
Exons: 1
Source: RefSeq, a predicted model, not a curated record